Rotaria sp. Silwood1 is the source of this 1005-nucleotide messenger RNA. Lineage: Eukaryota; Metazoa; Rotifera; Eurotatoria; Philodinida; Philodinidae. The record is from the annotation of a GenBank genome assembly.
AUGGCUGUACGACCAUUUACAUCUAAUCCACCACAAAUGACAAAUCUAAUUUCACCAAAAUUAACUAUUGCUUUAUUAGUUUUCGUAACAAUAAUGGUUAUAACAUUAACUAUUAGUAUUGCACUACUAUUUACAAUUGGAAAACCAACUAAAAGUUCUACUAAUAAUGAAAAUCAAUUAAUAGUUACUCUUCCCGAACCAUGUAAAUGUGGUUGUCCAGCUAUAAGUCCACAAAUAACAUCAAAAAUUGUUAAUGGUGAAGCAGCAAUACCAAAUUCAUGGCCAUGGCAAUUACUUCUAAUUGUUUUUACUUCUCAAGGUAUACCUAGGUCAUAUUGUGGUGCUAGUCUUAUAACAACACAACAUGUUCUUACUGCUGCACAUUGUGUUUUUGGUUCAUCACCUCGAUAUAUUGGUGUAAUUGCUCGUCUUCACCUUUUUAAUAUUAGUUCAUGGUCACCACGUUUAGCAUAUAUGGCUGAACGUAUUUAUGUUCAUGAAUCUUAUGAUGAUGUAACUCUUAAUGAUGAUAUUGCAGUUAUUCGUUUACGUACAUCCAUUUCUUUAGAUAAUCAAGUUAGUCUUGCUUGUAUUGCACCAAAAGAUAUGACUGAUCAAGAAUUAAUUGAAGGUCAACAACUUAUUGCUACAGGUUGGGGUGCUAUGGAAAGUGUUAAUCGUACAAGACCAAAUGAAUUACAACAAGUACGUUUACAAUUUGUACCACGUACACAUUCAUCAUGUGAACCAUUAAUUGGUAGUGGUGAUAGUACUCGAUUAGGACAAAUGUGUGCUGGUUUUCCACCAAAAGCUGUAUGUUUUGGUGAUAGUGGUGGUCCAUUAGUUCGAUCAAUUGUUGAUAAAAAUGGUAAUGUUUAUUGGCAACAAGUUGGUAUUAUGUCUGGAACAGUUGAUUGUGGUUAUCAAACAAAUUUUUCUGAUAUUUAUGCAUAUGUUAGUUAUUAUAAUCCAUGGAUUUUACAUAAAAUAAGUAUUUCAUCUUAA